Molecule: messenger RNA, 1769 nt
Organism: Echinops telfairi (small Madagascar hedgehog)
Lineage: Eukaryota; Metazoa; Chordata; Mammalia; Afrosoricida; Tenrecidae
Gene: PURG
Product: purine rich element binding protein G
Exons: 3
Biological process (GO): regulation of transcription by RNA polymerase II
Cellular component (GO): nucleus
Molecular function (GO): RNA polymerase II transcription regulatory region sequence-specific DNA binding; purine-rich negative regulatory element binding; DNA-binding transcription factor activity, RNA polymerase II-specific
Source: RefSeq, a predicted model, not a curated record
AUGGCCCACAGGAAACGAGUAGAGGAGCAUCCUGCAUCUGCCCGACCACAAAGAAAAAAGUAUUCCCCUGAGGCAUACGGGGGCUCUGGCCUAAGCAAGAGCAGGCUCUACCCCCAGGCCCAGCACCCCCAUUACCCCCACUACACAGCCUCGGCCACCCCGAAUCAGUCCGGAGGCGCGGCCGAAAUCCAGGAGCUGGCCUCCAAGCGAGUGGACAUCCAGAAAAAGAGGUUUUACCUCGACGUGAAGCAGAGCUCGCGGGGCCGCUUUCUAAAGAUAGCCGAAGUCUGGAUAGGGAGAGGCCGGCAGGACAAUAUCAGGAAGAGUAAACUGACCCUCUCGCUGUCGGUGGCAGCGGAGCUGAAGGACUGUCUAGGAGACUUCAUCGAGCACUACGCCCACUUGGGCCUGAAAGGCCACCGGCAGGAGCACGGCCACAGCAAAGAGCAAGGCUCCAGGAGGAGACCCAAGCACGCAGCACCCUCCCCACCAGUCUCGGUGGGGUCCGAGGAACACUCUCACAGCGUCCUCAAGACGGACUAUAUCGAGAGGGACAAUAGGAAAUACUACCUGGACCUCAAGGAAAACCAGCGGGGUCGCUUCCUAAGGAUUCGACAAACCAUGCUGCGGGGGACUGGCAUGAUAGGUUAUUUUGGUCACAGUUUGGGCCAGGAACAGACCAUUGUCCUCCCAGCACAAGGAAUGAUUGAGUUUCGCGAUGCCUUGGUCCAGCUCAUUGAAGACUAUGGCGAAGGGGACACAGAAGAAAGAAGAGUUGCAGAUGGUGAUCCCGUUGAGCUUCCAGAGGGGACUUCUUUCAGAGUGGACAGUAAAAGGUUCUACUUUGAUGUGGGCUCUAAUAAAUAUGGCAUUUUCCUGAAGCUCACAAUUUACCCUAAAUCCAGAGAGAAUAUCAACCCUUUUCACUGUUGUCAAACCAAGCGUAAGGAACAGCCCCAUGACACUACAAACACAGUUGAGGAAUAAGGACUAAGUCUCUUAUGUUACACUCCAGCAUAAAGGCAUUCGGUGAAAGAAAUGAACUGAAGUUCAUCAUGAAUGCAAGGCUUCUGUACUUGACAUUCCUCCAUGGAAGGGAAGACAAGUAUCAACGCCAUUGGCAUCCUUUCAAACUGACCUUACGUGGAAUACCUUCCACCACACUGGAGUACUGCUUGACUUGAUCAGGUUUUUUGUUCUCUAUGAGUUAACCAAAACUUUCCAUUUUCAAACUGCCAUUUGUCAGCAUUGAGGCAGAGAAACAAAAACACUCGAAAAUACUUUCUUAAGAGAUCAUGUAACUCUAUACCUCUGAAUUUAAAAAUUGAAGGGAGGUGGUUAAUUUCAACCCUCUUACAAGACACAUUUUUUAAAUCUGUAACUGCUUUAGUGUUAACAGGGUACGAGGUGUUCUUUCGUCCUGUAUUGUAUUUAAAAGCUUCUCAUUGAUUGGUGAUUGUAUUGUACUGUAUCAAAAAUAAAUCAUAAAUUGCCUUGUAUUGUUUAUAAUAGACCAUAUCAUGUAUUAUUUCAGUUUUCAUGUUCCAAGUUUUUCAAUGAUGCAUGUUAACAGUUAGGUCCUAAAAUUCUGUGGUGCUAAUUCUUCCAUACCCAAUGGUGCUUUUGUGGAUGCUAACUGCAUACAUGCUGAACAAAGCUUGAAGUUUAAACCUUUCCUCCCAUUCUCUGUUUAUAUGAAGUAAAAUAAAAUAACUUGAAUUUGUCUCAAAGUAUCACGGACAAUCUAAUAAACUGGUUUAUAUGUGUGA